GUUGACGUUGGCUAUGAGUAUCUCUCAGGCCAUUGGCUUAGCCAUGCUGCCUGUUUGGUGCAUGCUGACCCUGGCAGGCGCUUCCUCGGUAUCGCGGAGCUUCGCGCUGAUGGAUGAAGAGCGGGCCUUUCAGCUGUUGGAGGUGUGGCAUCUUCUCAACCGCCAGGAGGGAUUCCUGGACGUGAGGCGCUUGCCGCAGGGCAAGGACAUGGCCUCCCGGAUUGUUAUCUCGGUGAAUGCAGCCAUCGUCAACAUUUGCCAUGCCCUGCGCUCCUCGCAUAAACUGGAGUCGGUCCAGUGCCCGGGGCCCUUUUUGGGCCAUGCGCUGGCGGACAAGGAAGUCGAAGCUGUGACCUGGGGCUUCGCUGAGAUCCCCGGUGUGGCCAAGCUAGCUCUGCUCGGCGGGCCCUGCGGGGGGAAGACCAAAUCGGGGCGGCGCAUCCGCGACGUGCUGGAGAAGGAGCCCUCCAAGUUCCAGGUCUUCCGAACCCCGGAGAUCGCCACGGUGCUCUUCCUUCAGGGCGCGAUGAGCAAUGGGACGUAUCAGAAUUUCGUGCCAGAGGAGUAUAUUGAGUUCAUUGUGCAAUGCGAGAUUUUGCAGAUCGUUUUUGAAGGAAUUUGGGCCCAGGGCGCCGCCUUGUCUUCCGGCAGCGCCACGGGACUGCUCCUCACGGACCGGGACGCCUUGGAUGGAAAGUCUUACUCCAGGCCGGUGGAUGAGAGCCAGCCUGUGUCCUGGUCCAGGAUCCUCUUGAAGGUGGGGGAGCGCUUGAAGAUCCCGGGCUUGUCGGACGACGACUUGGCGAAGCGCUACUUGGGCGCCGUCUUUUGGCACACCGCUGCCUCCCAUCAGGGCCGCCUGGACGUGGAGGCCUAUAGCCGCUACUGCCGGAAGCCAACUCGCCACGAGACGGCUGAGGAGGCUUUGGCGAAAGAUGAGAUGGCGGCCAAGGUGUACAAGGACGUGUAUCGGGAAGAUGCGAUUCUGUGGUUGGAGAGCCUACAUUCCGGAGACUUUCCUGCCAAAAUGAAGAAGAUCGUGAGCUUCAUCCACGAUCGCCUCGCGAGCUCUCCCCCGACGGUGCUGGCAGCGCUGCCAGCGGCGCUGCCGGCCGCGCUACCGCCCUUCCAGGCCAUCGUUUUCCUAAGCCUCGCGGGCCUCGCGAGCGCGGGCCUCAUCCUCUUGAAGCGGCCUCGAACCUCGCUGAGGGAGCCGCUAGUGUGAG
Effrenium voratum is the source of this 1226-nucleotide messenger RNA. NCBI's taxonomy places the organism in Eukaryota, Dinophyceae, Suessiales, Symbiodiniaceae. The record is from the annotation of a GenBank genome assembly.